Messenger RNA from Quercus robur (English oak), 576 nucleotides. RefSeq lists its product as uncharacterized. The record is from RefSeq and is a predicted model, not a curated record. The coding region runs from base 1 to 576 and encodes 191 amino acids. NCBI's taxonomy places the organism in Eukaryota, Viridiplantae, Streptophyta, Magnoliopsida, Fagales, Fagaceae. The transcript has 4 exons.
AUGGGAAAUAAAAAGGAUACUCAGAAGGUCAAGGACACCAAGACCAACUCCAAGUGGUUACAACUAAUGCAGAAUUUAUUACCUAAGAUACUUGCAGAUGAGCAUGUGGAACAUUGCUUUAAAACACUCAAAACCAAUUGGAAUACAAUUGCAUUACUUCGUAAUAAGAAAAGCCGGCUUGGAUGGAAUGAUGAUUUGAAAAUGAUCACCUAUGAUAGGACAGUGUACGAUGAAGAAGUCAAGGCACAUCCAAAUCAUGCACAAUUUCUAAACAAGAAAAUUGAGAUGUUUGGUGAGAUGGCUUUGGUUGUGGGUAAGGAUAUGGCUACAGGAGGUUUUUCCAAGGGAGUAGGUGAUAUAGGUGUAGAGUCAUUGGAUGACUCACCUCUGCUUGUUGAUGUUGAUGUUGAUGACAUAUCCAAAAGAAGCAAGUUGAUCCCUCAUAUAUGGCCUCAAAUGAAACAAGUGGAUAUUGAUUGCAUAAUUUUGGUGGUUAAUAGUGUAAGUGCCAUGCUCAAUCAUGACAAGAAGCUGAGAAAGCUAUCUGCUACAAAGGUGUGGGAUGGUAAAACUUAA